CGCCCCCUGGCCCUCAGGAUUUGAGUUUGAGAGGCAGGGGCGGCUCAAAGGGCGAGAGUCCUCGGCCAGGCCUCGGCGGGCGAGCGUCCAGGGCCGUCCUGCAGGCGGGAGGAGGCAAGUUGGGGGCGGGGCUCAGGUGGCCGAAGCCGGUCGUGGAGCCGCUCUGCCAGAGUACCGCUGUCUUAGGAGCCUGUGGAGGUGUCCAGUGAUAUAUCCUGAGAGAAGAUGGGAAAGGGCUGCAAGGUUGUGGUCUGUGGCUUGUUAUCUGUGGGGAAAACAGCAAUUUUGGAGCAGCUUCUUUAUGGGAAUCAUACUAUUGGAAUGGAAGAUUGUGAAACAAUGGAAGAUGUAUAUAUGGCUUCAGUGGAAACAGAUCGGGGAGUAAAGGAACAGUUACAUCUUUAUGACACCAGAGGCUUACAGGAAGGCGUGGAGCUACCAAAGCAUUAUUUUUCAUUUGCUGAUGGCUUUGUUCUUGUGUACAGUGUGAAUAACCUUGAAUCCUUUCAAAGAGUAGAGCUUCUGAAGAAAGAAAUUGAUAAGUUUAAAGACAAAAAGGAGGUAGCAAUUGUCGUAUUAGGAAACAAAAUUGACCUUUCUGAGCAGAGACAAGUGGAUGCUGAGGUGGCACAGCAAUGGGCAAGAAGUGAGAAAGUACGCCUGUGGGAGGUAACGGUUACAGAUCGGAGAACUCUGAUUGAGCCAUUCACUCUCUUAGCCAGCAAACUUUCCCAGCCCCAGAGCAAAUCGAGCUUUCCUUUGCCUGGGAGGAAAAACAAAGGGAACUCUAGCUCCGAGAACUAAAAAUCAGUAAUGCUACAACUGUCUGUUGAAUAGAUUGCCUUUAGGUGUCCAUGAGCAUAUUUAAAACAAGGCAUUUGCAUCUACCUUUGGUCCUUAGGAAGCCUUUAAGGAAGUAAUGUACUUUAUAAUUAAAUUAUUUGGGCUAAGUUUAUUGCCUGAUAUGAAGUAAUUAUUUGCACUGUCAUUGUUUGAAACUUGUCCCUGAACUUGGCACCUAAAUUUUUGUUGCAUUUGUCCAAAGAGUAAAAUAAAGUUUGGGUAGUAUGUA
This is a messenger RNA of Leptonychotes weddellii (Weddell seal), 1072 nucleotides long. RefSeq names its product NFKB inhibitor interacting Ras like 1 (gene NKIRAS1). The record is from RefSeq and is a predicted model, not a curated record. NCBI's taxonomy places the organism in Eukaryota, Metazoa, Chordata, Mammalia, Carnivora, Phocidae. Gene Ontology annotation, biological process: Ral protein signal transduction; negative regulation of canonical NF-kappaB signal transduction. Gene Ontology annotation, molecular function: GTPase activity; GTPase activating protein binding; GTP binding.